Meyerozyma guilliermondii ATCC 6260 is the source of this 3354-nucleotide messenger RNA. RefSeq names its product DNA-dependent ATPase. Gene Ontology annotation, cellular component: nucleus. NCBI's taxonomy places the organism in Eukaryota, Fungi, Ascomycota, Pichiomycetes, Serinales, Debaryomycetaceae. Gene Ontology annotation, biological process: transcription-coupled nucleotide-excision repair. The record is from RefSeq and is a predicted model, not a curated record. The coding region runs from base 1 to 3354 and encodes 1117 amino acids. Gene Ontology annotation, molecular function: ATP-dependent chromatin remodeler activity; ATP binding. The transcript has a single exon.
AUGAUUGCGAUGCCUCUGCAUAUAAUCUCAAUCACAGAUAACAAUCUUCUUUUCACCUCGCCUUCCAUGGAAGAUAUCGAGGGCCAGCUUCGUGUAGUCAAGCAAGAUGAUCUCGAGAGCAAGAUCACCAGCCAAGCUAAUAAAGCCUUACUUGAAAAAGAUGCAGAAUUAGAAGAAAAGAGACUUGAAAAGACAUCUCAAAAUCUUACUAAAACGUUAAAGAAGAUCAAAGUCAUCGAGUCUCGACUAGAAGAUCCACGUACAAAGCUAUCGCAACGCAAGCAACUCCGGGAUGAGCUCGAAUGGUUCACAAAGAACGAACUAGAUCCGUUGAACCGGGAUCUUCAAGACAUCAAGGCUCGUUUGGAACAGAUCAAACAGCAGCAAAAGAAGCCUACAAAUCCUCAGGAUGACGGUAAGGGUGUGGAACGCUUGGAAAAUGAGACUGAACGUGAGUUUUUGACCAGGACGGGAAAAAUCACAGCUUUUGGAAAUCAAAGUGGGUUCCAAGAAGUGGAUGAAAAUGAACAAAAGAGUCAUAUAUUUCUUCGUGCACCAGGAUUUGCUCCUUCUGACCCUUCCAGGAAGGAAGCCAAGGUCGAGGAGGACGUGGUGGAAAACUUAAGGGGGUUUGAGGCUACUGGUGAUGAUGUUACACAACCUAAAAGUAACGAAAGCGAAGAUGAAUAUACCCCAGAUGCUGCUGAGUUGGAUUUGGACGAAGAGGAGAGUAUGGAACAUGACUCAGAAGACGACGAAGUGCGAGAUAUUCGAAAUAUGGACGACGGAGACGAGCAAUUCUACCAGAAAAGACUUGCUGAAUGGUGUAAAAAACGUUCAUCUUUAAGAAAAGAUUUAGCCAAAACUACCACUGAAGAAUGGCAUAUGCCUCAUCCUACCGUUAGUGAUGCAGUUCUCAACUCGCAAUUUCGUCUUCCUGGCGACAUAUACCCGUCAUUAUUCCAGUACCAACGGACUUGUGUUCAAUGGCUCUGGGAGCUCUAUCUGCAAAAAACCGGCGGGAUUAUUGGCGAUGAAAUGGGGUUGGGAAAAACCAUUCAGGUUGUCUCUUUCAUUGCUGGGCUUCAUUAUUCGGGGCUUCUAGACAAACCAGUCAUUGUAGUGGUUCCUGCUACGGUUAUGAUGCAAUGGGUCAACGAAUUUCAUACUUGGUGGCCUCCGCUUCGGUGUGCUAUUUUGCAUAGCAUAGGGUCAGGAAUGUCUAAAAGUGCACUUACAUCGGAAGAAAAGAUCGAAAAUAUGAUGGCUAAUGACGACUUUGAUUUGAAUGAGGACAAAUUUCUCGCCCAGCAAAAGGGACUUUCCAAUGCUAAAAACAUAGUUGACAGAGUAGUGUCCAAAGGACAUGUCCUAAUUACAACCUACGUUGGUUUGCGGGUCUACUCGAAAUAUAUCCUUCCUCAUCAGUGGGGAUACGCAGUUUUGGACGAGGGCCAUAAAAUCAGAAACCCCAAUUCGCAUAUCACAUUGACCUGCAAGCAACUCAAAACACAUAAUAGAAUCAUUUUAUCAGGUACUCCGAUACAAAAUAACCUUAUUGAGCUUUGGUCCCUUUUUGACUUUGUCUUUCCAGGAAGACUAGGCACUUUACCUGUGUUUGAGCAGCAAUUUUCCAUCCCGAUAAAUAUGGGAGGAUACGCCAAUGCUUCCAAUGUUCAGGUGCAAACAGGUUACAAGUGUGCCGUGGUUUUGCGAGACCUAAUUUCUCCAUAUCUUCUUCGACGGCUCAAAAGUGAUGUGGCUCAAGACUUGCCCAAAAAAGAAGAAAUGGUCUUGUUUGUCAAGUUGACCCAGUACCAGCAGGAUAUGUAUGAAAAGUUUCUCAGCAGCGAAGAUUUGCACGCAAUUUUGAAGGGAAAACGGAACAUGUUAACAGGAGUAGAUACCUUGCGGAAAAUUUGCAACCAUCCAGAUCUCGUUGAUCGCGAACUUUUGCUUCGGAAAAAAGGUUACAACUAUGGAAUUCCAAACAAGUCGGGCAAAAUGCUUGUUCUCAAGGGCCUUUUACAGCUCUGGCAAAGCCAGGGACACAGAACUUUACUUUUCUGUCAAACAAAGCAAAUGCUAGAUAUUUUGGAGAAAUUGCUAGUUAACCUUACAAGAAUUUCUGAUGGAACAGAGUAUUUCAACUACAUGAGAAUGGACGGAUCUACCCCAAUUUCCAAAAGACAGGGACUCGUUGACAUGUUCAAUAAUAAUACCAAUUACGAUGUGUUCUUGUUGACCACAAAAGUGGGCGGGUUGGGAGUUAAUUUAACUGGAGCUGACCGUGUGAUCAUCUACGAUCCAGACUGGAACCCUUCUACAGAUAUUCAAGCAAGAGAGAGAGCAUGGAGACUUGGUCAAAAACGAGAUAUUGUCAUUUAUAGACUCAUGACAGCAGGUACCAUUGAGGAGAAAAUCUACCAUCGGCAAAUCUUCAAGACUUUUUUGACCAACAAGAUUCUUAAAGAUCCGAAACAACGACGGUUUUUUAAGGUCAAUGAUUUGCAUGAUUUGUUCACGCUAGGCGAUCCAGAAGAAAAAGGAACAGAAACCGGUGAUAUGUUUAACGGAUCAGAAAUCAACUAUAGUGGUUCGAGGGAAAGAAAACCCACAAAUUUGAAGAAUACCAACAAGAAUGAUGAUGAUUUUUACAGUGUUGCAAAACUUAAUGGUGUCUCCAAAUUGGACAAAUUUCAAGGCGGCGAUGAAGACGAAGAUGCUCGCCCAGACGAGGACCGCAUUAUGGAAGGUCUUUUUUCCAACGACAACAUCCACAGUACUGUGAAACAUGAUAGUAUUAUCGAUUCUUCGAACCAAGAAAUUUCCAUCAUAGAAAAAGAAGCCAACAAAUUGGCGGCAGAAGCGGCCGAGGCACUCAAAAAUUCCCGGAAACAGACUCGCAAGAACACUAUAGGAACACCCACGUGGACUGGAAAGUUUGGACUCGCUGGUCGGUUUGGAGUACAGAAGCCGAAACGAACAAAUGUAGCACCAUUCAGAAUUCCUCGAAAAUCAGAAAACUCCGAACUUUCGUCGAGCUCUGUUUUGAGUGAUCUUCGAAGAAACAAGAAGGCUACGAGAGAAGCAGUAUUUUCCAAGAAACCGGAAAAGCUGCAAAAUAAUUCUGUCGAUAAGCUGCAACUCAUGCUGCAAGUGGUUGAUUAUUUGCAGUCACAAAAAAACCAUUUUAGUACGUCUGCCGGUAUACUCCAGGGACUCAAAAUCCAGGAAACGAACGACCAGGAAGUGAUUCUUUUGCGCUCACUUUUAAAAGAAGCAGCUACUUGGGAUCGAGAAAAUAAAGGUUGGAUAUUAAAAUCGGAAUAUGUUAAUAAUGAUGCUGCAUGA